AUGGAGGCGCUUGGGGCGGCGGCGUGGGUCUUGCUGCGCCUCUCGCUGGCCAGCGCCCUCCUGGCCUUCGGCCUCUACUGCUGCUACAUCAAGUACGUCCACGUGAAAUACGAUGACAUCCCCGGCGCCCCCAGGGCCAGCUUUUUCUUUGGUCAUCUGCCCAUCAUUUGGAGAAUGCUUAAAAAAAAAGAACUGGUGCAUGACGUCUUUCUGCAGUGGGCUGAGGAAUAUGGACCCGUUGUGCGUUUGAAUUUCUUCCACAGAAUCACACUAUUGGUGUUAAGUCCUGAGGGAGUAAAGGAGUAUUUGAUGUUACCACAAUACCCAAAGGACCGAAUUGUGUAUGGUCGUCUUUAUAAUAUGUUUGGUGUCAGAUUUUUAGGGAAAGGCUUGAUAACAGAUCGUGACUAUAACCACUGGCACAAGCAGCGGAAGAUUAUAGAUCCAGCUUUCAGCCGAAGUUACCUGAUUGGCUUGAUGGGAAUCUUCAAUGACAAAGCAGAAGAGCUUAUGAAGGUGUUGGAAGAGAAAGCCGAUGGAGAAACAGAAAUAGAUAUGAUGAACCUGCUGAGGCGGGUGACUCUGGACAUCAUUGCGAAGGUGGCUUUUGGCUUAGACCUGAACACCCUGAACAACGACCUGGCACCUUUCCCACAUGCUAUGUCUCUGAUCGGGCAAGGAUUGGCCGGGAUGCGCCAACCUUUUUUCAAGUACAUGCCAUGGAACAGAAAAGUGGUAAAAGAGAUUCAAGAAAAUGUGAGGCUGUUGCGUCGUUCUGGGAAGGAGUGUAUUGAGCAGAGGUGCAAGGCCAUCCAGAAUGGAGAGGAGACCCCUUUGGAUAUUCUCACUCAGAUAUUGAAGAAUGCAGCACAGGAGGGGGAUUGCGAUGAUGAAAGCAUGCUGGACAACUUCAUCACCUUCUUCUUUGCAGGUCAUGAAACCACUGCAAGUCAGUUGACCUUCUCAAUCAUGGAGCUGGGACGGCAACCAGAAGUAAUGGCGAAACUUCAGGCUGAAGUGGACGAGGUAGUUGGUGUAAAGAGAGACAUUAGCUAUGAAGAUUUGGGGAACCUCCAGUACUCAUCACAGGUCCUCAAAGAAGUCCUGCGAUUGUACCCACCAGUUCCGGGCACUGUACGCUGGACGGGAAAGGAAGGCAUCGUAGAGGGGGUCAAAAUUCCGGCAAAAACCACUUUAGUUUUCAGCACAUAUAUCAUGGGACGCAUGGAAAAGUUUUUCAAGGACCCACAGCUUUUCGAUCCUGAUCGAUUUGGCAAAGAUCGAUCCAAGCCCUACUAUUCCUAUUUCCCAUUUUCCUUGGGGCCUCGUUCCUGCAUUGGGCAGACAUUUGCACAGAUGGAGACUAAAGUGGUAAUGGCCAAAUUUCUGCAGAGGUUUGAAUUCCAGCUGGUUCCACCGCAGAGCUUUAAAAUUUUGGACACUGGAACCUUCAGGCCAUUAGAUGGCCUAGUCUGCAGACUGACACCACGCAACCCUCUUACUUUUGAAAAAGAUUAA
Molecule: messenger RNA, 1518 nt
Organism: Euleptes europaea (tarantolino)
Lineage: Eukaryota; Metazoa; Chordata; Lepidosauria; Squamata; Sphaerodactylidae
Product: cholesterol 24-hydroxylase-like
Exons: 15
Coding region: 1-1518 (505 amino acids)
Biological process (GO): cholesterol catabolic process
Molecular function (GO): cholesterol 24-hydroxylase activity; iron ion binding; heme binding
Source: RefSeq, a predicted model, not a curated record